AUGAGGUUCUCUUCAUUGUUUGGGCCGGCGACUGGCUGGCCCUCGCUUCUGGCUCUUUUCCCGACCAUUCACGCCCUGUCAUUCGAGGCAGUCUCCGUUCCGGAACUGGAUCUGUCAUCGCUGGGACGGGUUUCGAUCACUGGUGAUUUCGACGGUGUUUCCCUCUACCAGUACAAGGGACAAUCCGAAUCAAUUCCCCAAGAUGGCACCCAGGCUCUCCUCACCCCGCUACCGAACGGCAUCCUCACGAACCUGUCCUCGUCCGACGCGCAAAUCCUGGCUAUGUGCCCCUUCACCCAAAAAGACGGCACCUUCUCCGGAAUCUUUGUCGGUGGUAACUUCACCACUCUCGGUGGCGUGGAUUCGCCUGGCGCCGCCCUGUUCAACCCAAACACUAGCAAGGUCACUGCCUUGCCGGGCCUUUCGGGCUCGGUAGCAGCGGUGGUCUGCGACCAAGCAACUAACCGGGUUUACGUCGGAGGAGAUUUCACACACGACAACACGACGAACGCCGUUUCCUGGGUGCCCGGUGAUGGCUGGACUGACCUGUCGUUCAACGGCCUCAACGGGCCAGUCAACUCGAUUUUGAAGGCAGACAACGGCCAUAUCGUCUUUGGAGGAUCAUUCGACGCUCUCGGUAACAGCACCAGCUCGUCGAGCAAGCGACAAGUCCUCAACCUUCAAAAUGCGACCGUCACCUCCGAUGCGGAUUCCUCCCUUGACGGCUACUCCGACCCACGUAACAUUAUCUGUUCAACCAGCGGUGAGGCCGCCAAAGGCUCGACUUACCUUCUACACGAUUAUGCGCCCGGAUUCUGGAGAGCAGACCUUGGUUUCGAUUUCUUCCCGACGAAGAUUCGUCUCUACAACACCCAUAUGGAUGGACGCGGCACCAAGGACUUUUUGCUUCGAGCUCUUCCCGACAAUGGUAUCAUGAACUUGACUUACACCGAUGACUCUGGCAACAAAGUCAGCUGUGACUCGUCUUGCCCUCUUUCCAGCAGCACCACUUCCAAAUACCGCGAAUUCACCAUGGUUAACCCCGUUGGUAUGCAGGGUCUCCAGAUCGAAAUCCUUGAUUGGUAUGGAAAGGGCGCUGGUUUGAACGGCAUUGAAGUUUUCCAGGAUCAAAUCCUCACAUACGCUAUUGACCAAUACAACGAGCCGACUUGUGCAGGCAUUGAAUAUCCCGCUCAGUCAUCGCGCACUGGCGAUUGGACCAUUGAGUCUGGGUAUGUGUCUGCAAAGACUACGAACUCCGACGCCUCGGAUACAUCUGUCACUUUCCGACCUGACAUCAAGAAGUCCGGAAAUUACACAAUUUUGAUGUACACUCCUGGUUGCACUCAGGACAACAGUUGCAGCUCGCGAGGUAUCGUCAACGUCACUGCUACUUUGUCAAGUGGCUCCGAUUCCGACCAACCCGAACCCAAGUACAUCCACCAGACCAACAACGACGACAAGUACGACACUUUCUACACCGGCUACGUGGAUGCCAGCAGCGACUCCUUCCGACCCGAGGUCAAGCUGCGGGCACAGGAUGGUCAAGGAGAUGUCACCAUUGUUGCAUCCCGUGUUCGUUUCCAGCUUUUGAACAGCACAGGGGGUCUCAAUGGACUCUAUGAUUAUGACCCGACUUCCAAGUCUUCCGAUACCUCAGACCUCACCAAAUCAGACAUCAACAAGGCUGGCACUUCGCUUAACCACAAUGCUUCGAUCUCCAGCAUCAAGGAACACGAUGGCGUGCUUUAUGUGGCAGGUAACUUCUCCGAUAGCAAGCUGCAUAACAUCAUGACGAUCACAGAUGGCAAUGCCACAGCUAUGUCUGGUGCUGGGUUCAACGCCCCAGUGCUGGCAAUGGCUGAGCUCGACGAUGUCCUCUAUGUUGGCGGUCGCUUUACCGACACGUCGGAUGGAGGCGUCGACGGGUUGAGCCGUGUUGCGGCCUACUCUUUCUCAUCAAAGAAGUGGUCUUCACUGGGCGCAGGAGUGAACGGUCAGGUCAACUCGAUCUGGCCUGUUCAACUGAACGUUUCAACUGCGAUCAACGAGACAAUCCUUGCUGUGAGCGGUGAUUUCGACCAGAUCCUUGCUACCAAUGGCAACCCCGCGGUCUCAGUGGCUGGCCUUGCCAUAUGGGUUCCCUCACGCAAGGAUUGGAUUCAAAAUCUCAACGUCACGCAGAUGGAGUACGGUGGUCAACUGUCGGCCUUUGCUACCCACAACGAUACACUGAUUCUGGCUGGUAACAUUGCCACCAAUGGGGUUACUGCUGGUGGUGCCGUAUCACUGCUUGAGUCUGGCGAAUCGCUUCUUCCUCUUUCUAUGAAGUUCAACCACAAGAACUCCAGCAGCGGCUUGAUUGCUGGCGCGUAUGACACCGAUUCGGACCGCAACCUUACUAUCUACGGCGGCCACUUCACUGCCGCUGGUAGCAAUGGGUCCUCAAUCGAGAACAUUGCGAUUUUCAACGGCAGCGAUGAUAGCAUCUCAGGACUGCCCACAGGCAUCGACAGUAACUCAACAUUCGUUACAAUGCUUGUAUACAACAACACACUUUACGCCGGUGGAAAUGUGACCGGAAACAUCAGUGAUACCUCGCUGGGCGGUCUCGUUGUGUACGAUCUGUCCGACAAAGUGUUUGAAGAUAUCCAGCCAUCGUUUGGAGGCGACAACGUCGCUGUCAACUCUAUCACCAGACGCCCAGGCUCAUCCGACAUCUUCUUUGGAGGAAAUUUCGACGCUGUCGGCCAAUUCCCUUGUCCUUCUGUCUGCUAUGUUGAUUCCCGCACUAACGACUGGAGUCGACCUGGUCUGACGCUCAGCGGCAACGUUUUGGAACUCCAGUGGGCCAGCCAAAACACGCUGAUGGCUAUUGGUAACCUCAAGGUUUUGAACAACGAGACUUCCAUCGCCACCUACAGCAAGAAGUCCGAAGAAUGGUCUACUUUCCCCGGAGCAUCCAAAUCGGAAAUCCCCGGAAAUGUGACCGUGUUCACUCCUGCCCGGGAAGAUCUGUCUCAGUUCUGGAUUGGAGGUACGUCCACCAAUGGAUCUGCCUUCUUCUUGAACUACGAUGGAUCCAAGUUCCAGUCCCCCGGAAACCUGUUCUCCGAGGGUACUGUCAUCCGUGGCAUGGAGAUUCUUCCCAUCAGCAAGGAUCACUCCGCGACUACAUUGUUGGACAACUCCCAGACUCUGUUGAUUUUGGGAUCACUCGUGAUUCCGAACUUUGGCAACGCGUCUGCGGCCUUCUACAAUGGCACUGACUUGACCCCCUUCAUCCUUUCAUCGCAAGCCAAUGGCGAGUCGGGUAGCAUGUCGAAGUUCUUUUCUCAGAAGCAAAACCCUUACACCACGACAACCAAACACCACUCCAACGGUAUCGCUGUUCUGGUUGCAUUCUGCUGUGCCCUUGGCUGCGUCUUCCUCAUCGUGCUGGCCGGAGUUAUCCUGAACAAGGUGCAACGUCGUCGCCAGGGCUAUGCAGCAGCACCCCAAACCUUUGGCACCGACCGACCCUCCGACAUGCAGCGGUUGCCCCCAGAGUAUCUCUUCAACUCGCUCGGCCAAACCAACCCUGGUGCUCCCGCACUCUAA
Penicillium brevicompactum is the source of this 3600-nucleotide messenger RNA. RefSeq lists its product as uncharacterized. The record is from RefSeq and is a predicted model, not a curated record. Bases 1 to 3600 code for a protein of 1199 amino acids. Gene Ontology annotation, biological process: positive regulation of establishment of bipolar cell polarity regulating cell shape. Gene Ontology annotation, cellular component: plasma membrane of growing cell tip. The transcript has 2 exons. NCBI's taxonomy places the organism in Eukaryota, Fungi, Ascomycota, Eurotiomycetes, Eurotiales, Aspergillaceae.